Messenger RNA from Exophiala bonariae, 867 nucleotides. RefSeq lists its product as uncharacterized. Gene Ontology annotation, molecular function: oxidoreductase activity. Bases 1 to 867 code for a protein of 288 amino acids. The transcript has a single exon. NCBI's taxonomy places the organism in Eukaryota, Fungi, Ascomycota, Eurotiomycetes, Chaetothyriales, Herpotrichiellaceae. The record is from RefSeq and is a predicted model, not a curated record.
AUGGCAUUCCAAGGACUCACCAAUUUCGACAUCAAAAGCAGCUACAAACUAAACUCUGGCCACAGCAUCCCCAUCCUCGGCUAUGGCGUGUACCAAACGCCCGCCGAAGUGUGCGAGGAAGUGACGCUGCACGCGCUCAAAGCCGGAUAUCGCCACAUCGACUCGGCGCGCGCAUACCGCAAUGAAGAGCCAUGCUCAAGCGCCAUGACCAAGUCCGGGCUCCAGCGCUCUGACAUCUUCUUCACGAGCAAAGUACCGCCGAAAGCGAUGGGGUACGAAAACGCCAAGCAGGCGAUCGAGGCCUCGUUCGCCGAGACGGGCCUGGGCUACAUCGACCUGUAUCUGAUCCACUCGCCGUACGGCGGCAAGGAAGGGCGGCUGGGCGCGUGGAAGGCGCUGGUCGAGGCGCAGAAGGCCGGGCGCAUCCGCUCCAUCGGCGUCUCCAACUACGGCGUGCACCAUCUCGACGAGCUCGAGGCCUACAUCAAGGAGUCGGGCGACGGCAGCAGCAUCGACGUCGGCCAGUGGGAGAUCCACCCGUGGCUGCCCCGCGACGACAUCGUGCAGUGGUCCCAGAAGCGCAACGUCGCCGUCGAGGCGUAUUGCCCCGUCGUGCGUGGCCAGCGGGCCGACGAGGAGGUUCUGCAGACUUUGGGCAAGAAGCAUGGCAAGACGUGGGCCCAGAUUCUGCUACGCUGGAGUCUGCAGAAGGGCUAUGUACCGUUGCCGAAGAGCGUGACAGCGACGAGGAUCGAUCAGAACGCCGAUAUUUAUGACUUCGAGCUGGAUGCGGAGGAUAUGAAGAGUCUGGAGUUUCCGGAUUCGUAUGCGCCUUGUGCGUGGGAUCCGACUGUUAGUCAUGACUAG